Aspergillus welwitschiae is the source of this 359-nucleotide messenger RNA. RefSeq lists its product as uncharacterized. Bases 36 to 221 code for a protein of 61 amino acids. The transcript has a single exon. Lineage: Eukaryota; Fungi; Ascomycota; Eurotiomycetes; Eurotiales; Aspergillaceae. The record is from RefSeq and is a predicted model, not a curated record.
GUCUCGGGCAUCGAAGGGUGUAGGAAAUUGCAGCAAUGUCAGCUCUAAUAAUCAAAGGAUCUGUAACAUCACGGCCUGUUCUCCGACUAUUUUCCUGUCUGGGUGGUGACCUAGCUCUAUCAUACUCGUGGUGUAUAUUUUGUGCACUAUGCCAGCAUCCGGCUAUACGCGAAGUCAGAGCCGGACACCUGUCCCACUAUGGAAAGAAGUUCGGUUCAUAAGCUUCUCUAAUCGUAGAUAGGGUCGUAGUACACUCCAAAAUAUUAAUGCAAGACGGGCUGCUGAGAAACAUCACAAGAAAGAAACAGACCCAUCCCAAAUUAGUCAUAUAAUUCGUAAGCAAACAUACGCCUUGCAAC